Molecule: messenger RNA, 3493 nt
Organism: Xyrauchen texanus (razorback sucker)
Lineage: Eukaryota; Metazoa; Chordata; Actinopteri; Cypriniformes; Catostomidae
Gene: dipk1b
Product: divergent protein kinase domain 1B
Exons: 5
Coding region: 975-2273 (432 amino acids)
Molecular function (GO): calcium ion binding
Source: RefSeq, a predicted model, not a curated record
UUGUUGGCGAGGGAGCAAAUAUUCGCCAGAUGAAUAUAGCCUACGGCAGCCGAGUCCUAAAGCCGCGUUGACGAAUCUUCACGAGCGCACCGGCUCUUUUCCCUCGCGUGCGUCUUUUGGAUCGCUUGUAGAGCAACGCUGCGCCUCCAACUAAGAUAAUAAAACGUCAGAAAUGUAUAAUCAAACACAGGCAAACAAAAUUGUCAGGUAUGCUCUGCUGAAUAUUCAGCAGUUCAUCCCUGGUGAAACUGAUCGGGUAAUAAUAUUUAUUCUAUUGCAAUUAUUUUGCCCUAUUGAUUAUAUUCUAAUGUAAAACUUGAAGUGAUUUUUAUUCUAUUCUAUACGUACAAAUUUAAAGGGAUGUUCUAUUUUAGUCUGUCGCAUUUAAAGGAAUCGCACUGUAUAUUGUUUCCUGUCUGUAGUGUAAAUCAGAGGCUCGUGCGUCCUCCCCUUUAAAGAGCUUUGUGGAGUCGCAGGGAGGCCAAAUCUCCAGCUUCAAUGUGCUUCUCAUUCUUACACCGUCACAUUCACAUCGCUCGGGCUAAGCUUUUGCAUAAGAAGUCCUGGAGCCUCAGAUAUCCAUCCCAAUAUCAUGCAAAUGUUGGAUCAGGUUUUAAAAGCAUCUCUGGCACUGUCAUAUCUCGUCGUGAGAGGAUGAUCGCUGGAGCUCGCGCGCCUCUGGAUGCAGUGCGUGUAAAUGGAUGCGUGCGUGUAUGUGUCCUUGAGUUGAGCACCGCCAGGAUGGAAUGUUUCACCGAUGCAUGGCCGAUUGCAUCCUGAAGCAAAAGCUCAAAGAGAUAAAAUUAGAGUUCGUGUUUACGUUUGCAUCCAGAUGCGAUUUGCAUUGCUGGAAUACACUUCGUGGCUCUAAUGGAGGAGACGAGAUGAUAUAGUCACUGUGUGUGUGUGUGUGUGUGUGUUUUUUUUUUAGAGGAAUUCUUCAUUUGUGCUGUGCAUUAUCAGUUACGGUGAAGAUGCCUCGGAGUUUGCGCAGGCUGAUGCAUCUGGUGCUGCUCUGCCCUUUAUCGAAGGGCUUACAGGCCCAUUUGCCUGCAGUAAAGGUCAAGUACCUGUUGGUGGCAUGGUUUGGGAUUCUGGUGACCAGCUGGGUGAUCUACAUGCAAUAUUCCUCUUAUUCAGAGCUCUGCAGAGGACAUGUUUGUACCAUGCUCAUUUGUGAUCAUUACCGCAGGGGCAUCAUCUCGGGGUCAGUGUGUAAGUCUCUCUGUGAAGAAAAAACUCUUUCGCUUCAACACUGUCUUUCAACGUCACCUACACACCAGAUAUACAGUGCUGUAUGGAAGGAGAAAGCCAUACUGGUGAAGUGUGGGAUUGAAGAGAGUAUGAGAGGGGAGAACAGCCCUGACUCGCCACUGCGGCAUGACAGCAACCUCUUCGACAAACCCACCCGCGGAACAUCCAUAGAUGAAUUCAGAGCCAUGCUGCAUUCCUUCCUCAAGGACAGUGUCGGGGAGCAGUCGUCUCUUGGCACCCUUGUCACUCGUGUGAUUUCUCUGGCAGACGUUAACGGUGAUGGCAAAGUUUCGUUAGCGGAAGCUAAAUCUGUUUGGGCUUUGCUUCAGAUCAACGAAUUUGUUCUAAUGGUGGCACUACACGAUAAAGAACACGCUCCUCGCUUGCUGGGUUUCUGCGGUGACCUUUACGUGACCGAACGCAUAGCACAUAGUGCCCUUUUCAGACUGGAGGUUCCUGGCUGGCUGCAGCCUGUGUUUCCCGAGCCGCUGGGCGUGGCACUUAACCGAUGGCUCGCACCCGCAUGGCCACAGCGGGCCCGAAUCACUAUUGGCCUGCUAGAGUUCAUAGAAGAAGUUUUCCAUGGUGUGUACGGAAGCUUCUAUAUUUGUGACGCUAGCCCGCGACGGGUCGGCUACAAUGCUAAAUACGACUUUAAAAUGGCAGAUCUCCAAAGCCUAGCAUCUGAGGCAACCAUCAAGGGGUUUUUACGAGGAAGAACUUGCGAAGCAAAUGCAGAUUGCACAUAUGGACAGGAUUGUACAGCGACAUGUGACCGAUUAGCGAGGCAGUGCAAUGUGGAAGUGGUGCAGCCUAAUUUGGCUAAGAUGUGUGCGUUAAUGCAGGAUUUCCUGUUGUUUGGAGCACCUUUGGAUCUGAGAGAUGACCUGGAGAAACAGCUACGCACCUGUGUGACGCUCAGCGGACUUGCCUCGCAAAUGGAGGUACAUCAUUCCCUAGUUCUCAACAACCUGAAAACUCUACUGUGGAAGAAGAUCUCGAAUACCAAGUACUCUUGAGAGAUACCAAGUACUCAAAGAGAACGAUGACCAAGAGAAGGGCAACUAAAGAAACUAAACUAAAAGAAUGAAAGCAGGAACAAGAGAAAGUAAUAGAUGUAGGGUCAGGACAGAAGCUUCUGAAGGAUCAAAAGAAUAGCUGAACUGCCAGCCAUCAUGGACUUGAAAUUAUUUUAACAUCAAUCACUUUUGAGAGUGUUGAUAAGAAGUUACAGAAUGGAAGCCCAGAGUGGACAGUCACUACAUCCAUUCCUGCUUAAUUUUACUUGAGUGACUUAACUGAAGACCCUUUAACCUAUGAAAAUACCUUUGGAGGAUUUAGAGCACAUUAAUCUCACUUUAGAGCACAACAGUGCCCGUCCACUUUUUCAGCCAUCAUGGUUCCGAAAGUAUUUUUCCCAUUAAUUUCCUUCCAUUGGGAUUUCAUCAAAUCCUUCAUCAAAUAUUUCUGAGCCAUGAACCAAACCAGCCCUGAUGUGAAUCAUAACAUUAUAAACUGUGUUCUGAAGCAAAAGAACAGAUACAAUAAUGUGCACUUAAUGUCUGUAAUGAGGGAAUUACUGUAACUAUGAUCCCAUGAAGCAUUGCGAAUGACGUACUUGAAUGAAAAAUUAUGGAAACAUUUAGAUUUUAAAGGGCACCUAUUAUGGCAUUUAAAAUGUUCCUAAUAUUGUUUUGGGAGUCCCUAACAACAGUUUUACAUGCAUGCAAUGACAAAAAACACUUUUGUUGUCUUAUAAUAUGCAUUUAUGUUUACCUGAUUUGCUCACCGACUCCCAAAUGAUUCGUUCAACGACUCAUUUUUCCAAACCCCUCCUUUGCGUGACGCUAAUCUGCGGUGAUUGGUCAGAUGACCCAGUCAGUUGUGAUUGGUAUACUCUGUGCAGAGAUUGUCGGAAACGGAACGCCCAUCACCGCUUUGUAGUAAAAAAAUCAAAAUCAGAGAAGGAAUUUGAGUUGAUUUAUGUUAACGAUCAUAGCCCAAAGUUCGGUGGUAAACACCCAAUCAGUUAUUGUUUGCGUUAGCCGAACGCAUAAACAUAUUGAUAAAGCACUGCAUUACUACAAGUUAUUGCUCUCUAUUCUUUAUGACAACUCCAAUAACAUCGACAAACAUUUCACAUAUUUAAAAAAAAUUGACAUUGGAGACCUAGAAGCUGCUCUGAGCGUAACAUACACAAAACACACAAAUACCUAUUAAGCAUGCUAAAAAAACACAU